AUGGCUCCUAGACGCACGUUUACUGUUAAAGAAAAGGUGGAAAUCAUUUCAAAAUGGAAAAAUGGUGCAAACAAUGCUGAUUUGUGCAAAGAAUACAAAGUUUCGCAUUCAACAAUAUCUACGAUGUGGAAAAACCGUGAUAAAAUAUUAGAGUGCUUUGUGUCCAAAUCCUUAAAAAUUAAGAAAAACCGCAAGCCGACGCAUCGAGAUGUUGAAAAAGCUCUUCUAGUGUGGUUCAAAGCUCAAAGAAGCCAAAACGUACCUGUGAGCGGUCCUCUGCUGCAAGAAAAGGCUAAUUUUGCCAGACUGUUUGGAAAAAUAGAUUUUAAGUGUUCGGAAAGCUGGACGGCACGAUAUUGUAGUAGGCAAAGAGAAAAGUGCGUAGGUGGAAAAUUAUCAAAAGAUAGAAUCACCGUGCUUGUUGCAUCAAGCAUGGCAGGGGAAAAAAGAAAAUUAUUGGUCAUAGGCAAGGCGAAAAAGCCCUGGUGUUUCAAAAAUGUUAAAUUUUUACCGGUUGAUUACGAAGCAAAUAGAAAGGCCUGGAUGACUCCAGAUAUUUUCGAAAAAGUUCUACGAAAAUGGGACUCCCGGUUAAGAAAUAACAAAAAGAAGAUCAUUUUAUUUAUUGACAAUUGCCCAGCUCAUCCUAAAAUUGAAAAUUUGACCAACAUAAAACUGGCGUUUUUACCACCAAACACAACAUCAGUGAUUCAACCUAUUGAUCAAGGGAUAAUUAAAACUCUCAAAAGUCAUUAUCGGAAGAUUUUAGUACAGAAAAUGAUGAACGACAUUGAAAAAGCGGCAGGCUCAUUUUCCGUUAAUCUUUUAAAUGCUAUUGAGAUGACAACUACGGCAUGGGCUCGAGUGACUCCGGAAACGAUCAAAAAGUGUUUUCUACACGCUGGGUUCCGUAAAUCUUCGGUUAUCACAACAAUUGACGACGAUUCUGACGAUGAGUUGGACAUACCAUUGGCACAGCUGACAGCAUCGUCAAGCGGAACCUAUGUUCCGGAUUGGGAAACAUAUGUCAAUAUUGACAGUCAGCUUAUCACCACUAGCAAUUUGACUGAUAUUGAAAUUGUUGAAACUGUUGCUUCAUCACCUACGACGCAAGAUGAGGAAAAUGAGGAGGAAGAAGAAGAUGACAAGGAAGUUGCCUUCGAAUGA
Messenger RNA from Danaus plexippus (monarch butterfly), 1167 nucleotides. RefSeq names its product tigger transposable element-derived protein 4-like. Gene Ontology annotation, cellular component: nucleus. Gene Ontology annotation, molecular function: DNA binding. The coding region runs from base 1 to 1167 and encodes 388 amino acids. The transcript is spliced from 3 exons. The record is from RefSeq and is a predicted model, not a curated record. NCBI's taxonomy places the organism in Eukaryota, Metazoa, Arthropoda, Insecta, Lepidoptera, Nymphalidae.